Molecule: messenger RNA, 3228 nt
Organism: Colletotrichum orchidophilum
Lineage: Eukaryota; Fungi; Ascomycota; Sordariomycetes; Glomerellales; Glomerellaceae
Exons: 5
Coding region: 1-3228 (1075 amino acids)
Biological process (GO): chromatin remodeling
Cellular component (GO): RSC-type complex
Molecular function (GO): chromatin binding; protein binding
Source: RefSeq, a predicted model, not a curated record
AUGGCGACGCGCAGCGACGCGCCUGAAGUGCGCGAGUCCAUCGAGGCCAAGGUCACCAACGAUGUCGAAAUGACCGACGCACCUGUCGCCAACACCGCCGACACCAAGCAAACCGAACCUGCUGUCACUGCAAAACCACCUCCCACUGACAAAAUGGAUAUCGACGCGGGUGCUGACGCCGACGCCGACGCCGAAGCUGACGCGGACGGUGAAGCGGAUGCAGACGGCGACGCUGACGCCGACGCCGAUGCAGAUGCAGAUGCAGACGCAGAUGCAGAUGGUGAAGUCGACGCAGAGGCUGAUGCAGAUGGAGACCCCGAUGACGGUGCCGCAUCCCCUGUGGAAUCCGAGCCUGGCGACCUCUUGGAUGUCAUCCAAACCAUUAGCUCAACCGUCAGCAACUACAAGGACGAAGACGGUGAAUGGUGGGCGGCUAGUUUCCAACGCAUCCCGAACAAGCGUCAACUGCCCGACUAUUUCGAAAUCAUUGAGAACCCAAUCGCCUUCAGCACCAUUCGCCACAAGAUUCAAAAAAAGCUGUAUACAGAUUUCCCCGAGUUCGUUCGCGAUCUUGCACAAAUUUGCCACAAUGCGCAAGUGUAUAACCGGCCUUCCUCGGCCAUCUUUAAGAGCGCCACUGUUAUCCGAGACCUUUUCAAGAAGGAGCUACAGAAACUUGUUGCCAAAGGCACCGUCAAGUCUGAAGAAGCUGAGCUUCCAGAUCUAGGCGAGCUUCCGCCCGCGGAAGAUUCGUCACCGGAAGCUGAAUCUGAAGAGGACGAAGGAGAGGAGGAGGAGGAAGAGGAAGAAGAAGAGGAUGAAUCCGACGAUGACGGGAAACGUCGACGAAGCAGAAGACGUGGCCGGACUUCGCUCACCAAGCGCCAGCUUGAGGAGGCCCGGGAGGAAGACGAACAUAAGAAGCGUGGUCGCCCUCCCAAAGUCUUGACACCACUCGAAGCACGCAUUCACAACGUUAUCAAGGGCCUACGCAAGUUUCAGUCAGACGACGGUGACUUGCUCAUUGGUCCCUUUGAGAAGCUGCCCGAUAAGCUUGCAAACCCGGAUUACUAUCAGGUCAUCACCAAUCCCAUUGCGCUCGACAACAUCAAGAGGAAUGCUAAGAGGAAGAAAUACUCCACUGUUGACGAUGCGCUCAAGGAUAUUGAUCUCAUGUUCAACAACGCAAAGGAGUACAAUGAAGAGGCCAGUGACAUUUACGAAGCUGCCGCCGAGCUGCAGAAGCAAGCGCGUGAGCUAGUUGCGCAGGAAAAGUCCAGGCCGGAUGACGAAUUCCGCGACGAGGAUGGCAAGCUGCCACUUUCGGAAAUUCAGCACAAUGGCCAGGCAUGGCGAGUCGGCGACUGGGUGCAUAUCCGCAAUGUCAAUGACAUGGCUAAGCCCAUUGUUGCGCAAAUCUUCCGAACCUGGCAAGACCGAGCUGGACAAAGAUGGAUCAACGCUUGCUGGUAUUAUCGUCCCGAGCAGACAGUACACAGGUUUGAGAAGCAUUUCUUCGAGAAUGAGGUGGCAAAGACAGGCCAGUAUCGAGACCACCAGAUUGAAGAGGUGCUUGAUCGAUGCUUUGUCAUGUUCGUUACGCGCUUCAAUAAAGGUCGGCCGCGUACGCUACCAGCGGACAAGGAGGUGUACGUGUGCGAGUCUCGGUACAACGAGGCGACUUGUAAAUUCAACAAGAUCAAGACGUGGACCAGCUGUGUGCCCGACGAAGUCCGCGAGAGGGACUACGAAAUGAAGCUAUUUGAUCAACCGCGGCGGCUCAAGAAGGUGCCCAGCCCCAUCAAACACCUCCUGCAGGCGGAUGCGAAGGAAACGGAUGAGCUACCGAAGCCGACCUGGGGUGCUGCAAACGCACCGCCCAUUAUUGGUGCCGUGCAUCGGCGUCCUCGAGAAUCAAACGAAUCUCCUCCACCUGAGCCCACGCCAUCGCCGCCGCCCAUGACCCAGGAGCCUGUGCGACGCCCUUCAGUCCUCCAGGCGAUGCGCCAGACGCCCAGCGACAUGUCGAUGGGUAAUCCGCCUACGCCUUACGGCCACGGAAUGGGAGCUGCGCCGUCUCCUUCGCCAGCGAUGUAUGCUCAGCAGUACACGCCUCAGCAUGCUUCGGCAUCGCCAGUCGCGGUGGGCCAUCAAACGCCAGUGCCUCUACCCCAAAUUCCUCACCAGCCGUCUCACUCUCCGCAACAGCCUAUCCGCCCCAUGUACCAGCAGCAGGGAUUCGCGCCAAGCCCGUUCCAGCACCAGCACCAGCACCCGCACCCGCACCAGCAACAACAACAGCACCCACAGCAUCACCAGCAGCACUCACAACACCCGCAGCACCAUUCCCACCCACAGCAGCAGCACAUGCACCCACAGCAGCAGCACCACCACCACCAACCUCCUCCUCCGGCGCCCCAGUUCCAGCAGCACCACCAGCUCCCGCACCAGCACCAUCAGGCCCAAGCGCCCGUCCCACAGCACCACCAACAGCACGGCCACCACCAAAUGCAUCCACAAAUGAUGCCAGCAAAUCCCAUGAGCGGCCCGACCUACAACCAUCAUCAAAUGCAGCCUCAUCCCGCUGCAGCCCGCACCCCCAUGGCCAACACGCCCAAUACCAUGCAGCCGGCCAAUGCCUACAACCCUCCCAGGCCUCCCGAGGUUUUCACCCUGGCUGACCCCCUCAACGACCAGAUUCCAGAAGAGGUGCGCAGCCAGUACAACAGGGACGAGAACGGCAGAAUCUUUUUCUACUCCUCACCGCCCCUCGCCCGCCCCGAACACGGCCUCGCCCCGGACAACGCCAACUCGGGCCACAGCCUCGCCUACCUUGCUAAGAGCAACCCAGAAUGGCUGGUCCAACGCACUUCCCGCGCCAAGCCCUUUGCCUUCGCCAAGCAAAAGGAAUUGAAGGUCAAGAUGGCCAUCGACAAGGUCACCGAACCCGCCAAGGCCAAGACGGGUGAUGAGCUGCGCGACUGGGCCGCCGAUUCCUUGGUCCGCUACGUCGAGGCGCAUGCCCACGAGACCAGUCGCAUGCGCGACGACGGUGACUUGGAUGAGCACGAUCGCCUCAUGAAGGAGCAGCGCGCCGCUCACCGCAAGAAGACCAGAAAGGAGAUGGAGGAAGAGGAGGAACGAGCCGAUGAGGCCAAGCGAGCUAACUACCUGGAAGAUAUUUACUUUGUCCAUUCCAGUCUGCGCACGCCCAAGCCUGCCCACUGA